UGGGAUCAGUCACCCGACCAAACACUGGGGACUCGAGGCCUGCCUCCCAGCUCUCCGCGUGCCCCAGGAGCCGAGUGCUAUGUAGCAUAAAAGGAAAAUAAAUUUCUCUUAUAUAGAAAUGCUUGAGCCAUUGGUAAGGUCGGAUCCUGGGAUAGGGAUGAGUAAAUCUUUUGGCUAGACUGCUGGUAAGACCACCACAUCCAGAGUAUUUAAACCCGUAUGUAUUACCUGCUGGAUAAAGCAUUUUCGGAUUCUUACUCUUCGUCUUGAUCAGUUACAAAGUUGUUUUUGAGUACCUGUGAAGAAAACAGGACAUUUUUUUGAGGAUUUUAUCCUGCCUUUAUUGUCUUUUCUUGAAGUAUUACAAAUCAGGAUGUCUGCACAGUCCGUGGAAGAAGAUUCAAUACUUAUCAUCCCAACUCCAGAUGAAGAGGAAAAAAUUCUCAGAGUGAAGUUGGAAGAGGAUCCUGAUGGUGAAGAGGGAUCAAGCAUCACCUGGAAUCAUCUCCCUGAUCCAGAGGUUUUCCGACAGCGAUUCAGGCAAUUUGGAUACCAGGAUUCACCAGGGCCCCGUGAAGCAGUGAGCCAGCUCCGAGAACUUUGCCGUCUGUGGCUCAGGCCAGAGACGCACACAAAAGAACAGAUCUUGGAACUAGUGGUGCUGGAGCAGUUUGUUGCUAUCCUGCCCAAAGAGCUACAGACUUGGGUUCGAGAGCAUCAUCCAGAGAAUGGAGAAGAAGCAGUGACCGUGCUGGAGGAUUUGGAGAGUGAACUAGAUGACCCUGGACAGCCGGUUUCUCUCCGUCGACGGAAAAGAGAAGUACUAGUAGAGGAGAUAGUAUCUCAAGAAGAUGCUCAGGGAUUGCCAAGUUCUGAGCUUGAUGCUGUGGAGAAUCAGCUCAAGUGGGCAUCCUGGGAACUCCAUUCCUUAAGGCACUGUGAUGAUGAUACUAGGACUGAAAAUGGAGCACUAGCUCCAAAACAGGAAAUUCCUUCAGCAGUAGAAUCUCAUGAAGUUCCUGGUACUCUCAAUAUAGGUGUUCCUCAGAUUUUUAAAUAUGGAGAAACCUGUUUCCCAAAGGGCAGGUUUGAAAGAAAGAGAAAUCCCUCUCGGAAGAAACAACAUAUAUGUGAUGAAUGUGGAAAACACUUCAGUCAAGGCUCGGCUCUUAUUCUCCAUCAAAGAAUCCACAGUGGGGAGAAACCUUAUGGCUGUGUUGAGUGUGGGAAGGCAUUCAGCAGAAGUUCCAUCCUCGUACAACAUCAAAGAGUCCAUACUGGAGAAAAACCUUACAAAUGUCUUGAAUGCGGGAAAGCCUUUAGCCAGAAUUCUGGGCUUAUUAAUCAUCAGAGAAUCCAUACUGGGGAGAAACCUUAUGAAUGUGUUCAGUGUGGGAAAUCCUAUAGUCAAAGCUCAAAUCUUUUUAGGCAUCAGAGAAGACACAAUGCAGAAAAACUUCUGAAUGUUGUGAAAGUUUAAGAAGUCACACAAACACACACACACAAAUCAGCACUCAGGUCUUUUUCUUCAGAAAUGAAGACACAGUUAAAAACAUGAAGUGAUAUAGAAUAGUUUUUUUCCCUAUUGACUGUCAGAAAAUCCACUGGGAAAUACAAAAACGUCUUCAUUCACCAUUAUUAUUUUAUCUUAGAAAAAAAUGGUGUUAUACCUGCCUAAAAACUGAAAUUUUAAACUUAAUUCAGGUGUUAAUGCCUAAUUUCUCCAUGUGAUGUUUAUAUUCUCUAUUUUUUCCAAAUAAUGAACUACCUGAUUGUUUUUCCCUUUCUUUUAAGUUUUAUUUCCUAGACAAAUACCUUAUUUCUAUGUUGAUCAUUGAAAUGUUCUUUGUAAGGAUACAUUCCUUUCUACUUUUAAAGGGUAACAUAGGAACUAUAAAGUCUCAAAACCAUCUUUUUAAAAUAUAUCUUUCUGUUUUACCUAAUUAGAAUAUACAUUUGAGAAAACAGAAGAUAAAGAAUGGCUGAAAGCAUCAAAAUAAAAGGAGCCUUAAGAUCUCAGAUAAGUUAUGGUGAUAAAAUCUCAAAAAAGUGAAUGGAAUGUCUAGGUUGGGAAGAUAUACAAAUACUUUGAUCUCUGCAUUGAAAUGUAGGAAUUUUAAGUAUAGUCCAUCUCCCACAGGAAACUGACAAACUGCUCAUUGUAUCUUAAUUGGGGCCUGUUAACUAAUGAAAAUAUUUUCCCAUUUAUUAUUUAAAAGUAGUUUAAUAAUAAUUGUAGAAGUGUUAAGGUAGAAAUUUUAACACUAAAAAUGGCAGUAUUGAAAGGCAAAUGUAAACACAAGUUAAUGGUCUGACUCAAAAGAUCUAAUUCAUCAUUCUUUUGCCUUCAUCUUUAUUAAAGACAGAUGAUUACCUAAUAGGCAUCAUGUAUCAGGUUUGGUAUUUUUAUUCCUUUGGUACAAAAGGGUUGAACACCAGGCCAAAGCAGCCAUGCAUUUAUUAUUAAAACAUUUUCUACCGACAAGGCACUGUGCUAGGUACUGUAAUCCUACCAUUAAGUUGGUAGGUGUUUCUUCCACUGUAAAUCAUAGGGGAUUUAAUAUAAAGCUGUUUCAUGUAGUUACCCUCUUUCCCCCUGUCAGCAUUCCCAGGAGUGUCACCUCUGAGAUUCCCAGAGCCAUAGUUCUCUUACCAGGGUGUUGUAUUUGGAGGGGGAUGAGGAAUCAGCUCAAAGAGCUAGCCAGCUCUCCAGCAUUCUUCAGAGGUGAGUCCAGGAUACAUUCUUAUCACAGUUUGGAGGUUUAUGAAUCUCUUUUUUAAAAAAAAAAAAAAAUCAAUCUCUAGUAGUGUUGAGGUUGUACCUACAUGUUAAGUUAAAUGGACUGUUCUUUAAAAAUAAACAACUAGGCUAUUAACAACUAGUUUAUUAACUAUCAGAUUGAUUGAACUAUUUUUAAUUUUCAGUCUUAACACAUUUUUUAAAAAUGUAUUAAAGUAAUACAUUGUUAGUAGUAGGAUUAUAUACUCCUUGACUGAGAAUUCCAAGUACUGUGUUUCUACUGCUUAGUGGAAAACUCUAGAAGUUAAAAUAUUGAAUGAGAAAAGGCUUUUUACAGUGGGCAUCAUUGUAUGGAAAGUGAUCCAUGCAAAUCCAAAUAUUUCAUAGUUGCAGAGAUUUGGGUUGUAUUUGGUGCUUGGAUCAAAUUUUAAAAUGGGAAGAUGAUUUGCAUGAGCCUGAUAAAAAGCAUAGUAAUAAAUGCAAGGCCAGCUGGUGGAGAAGUGAGGCAGAAUGGAGCUUGUUUAUAGAUUUUCUGAUAACAAUUAUAAGAAAUGUGCUUUAUAGAUUAAGAUUUAUUGAAGUAUAAAUAUGUAGUAAUGAUAUAAUGUAUUUUUAAGUUAUACAAGAAAAUGUAGGGACUUUUGUUGGGGUCUUUUUUCCUUGUGACUGAGAGGAAACAAGUCAAUGUCCAAUAAAGCUAUAAACUUCCUCUGCUCUGAGAUAAAAUGAUCUUGAGUUGAUUUAUUUAUUUAUAACUUGCUUCUUUCCAAGUACGUUUUAGGUGGCAUAUUUGGAAGACUGCUGGGAUGACAGGAUUCUUGUAUCAGAGUAGGUAAGGAGUGAUGUCUCAGAAGUUGGAUUUUAUGCUUUCUAAGAUCUUAUAUUUGAGGAAGCUUCCCUUUGGUAGAUUUGUCAGAAAUGCCAAAGAUGUUGGGUGUUGUGAGAGCACAGAAAAAGUAGCAUUAUAUUUGGCAAAUCUGUUUUUGUUUUGCCAGCUGAUACCUGUCCAUAGUUCAAAUUCUAAGGCAAGGCAUGUGGGGAAAGCAACUAGAUAAGGAAAAAAAACAGAUGGUGGUACACAGGGAGAGGAUGUGAUGGGAUGUGUGCUCACCAUCUUUGGUUAGGGUUAACUAGACAUUGAUUUAGAAUAGCUCAUUAGUGAUUUAUGGUUUCAUUCAGACAUUUCACUUAUGCCCAUACAGAAAAUCAUAGUAAAUUGGUUGCCAAGCAGUGACCUAACCAGAACAUGUGUUUGGUUAGCAAUGAACUAUUGUGUUAGGGGCUUGUAGUAGCCUUUAGGUACUGGGAGCAUUUGCUAGUUACUGUUAAGUUUUAUAGUUUUCUUGGAGGUUAUGCUCUUUACAUUCAUAGCAGUCGAUACUUGACCAUUUAGCAGUGUCUUACAUUUGUGUCAAAUGAAGGGGAGGUUACACAUAUUGAAAUAAUCUGCAUGCUAAGUAUUGGAUUACCUAUCGCACCUAGAUUUGUAGACUAGGAAAACAAGAUUCAGAGAUACAUGACUUACAUGUUUCCAGUUAAAACUAAAACUCAAAUCUAGUUCUGUGGACUCAAGUACAGAUAGUUUUCACUAUAAGGCUGUUAAAUCUUGGUUGAUAAAUCUUACAUUUUUAUGUUUUUUGGUUAACAAAUGUGAAAACAAGAUGCUCAAUGAUGUUUUUAAAAAAAUUUUUUGUAGUACAGAAAUGUAAAGUUAAAAAGGACAUAUUCUUUCAAAGCCUUCCUCAGAAGUGAUGGUGGUUUGAUUUGUUGUUCUUCCAGAUUUAGGUAUAUACAUAUUUAAGCAAAAAUACUUUAUUUGGUAACACUUGGGGGUUGGGUUGCUGCCUAUAGACACCUAUUAAAGUGCUUUACCAUGGAAUAACUCUUUAACCCUCAGUAACCAUAUGAGGUUGGUACAUAUGCCCAUUUUACAUAUAUUGCACUAAGACUUGCCCCCUCCCUCUACAUUGAUAUAGACAUUUUUUAUAGCUGAAUACUAUUUCAUUGCAUGAAUAUACUCUUAGUUAACCAACCCCACAUUGAUGGAUUAUUAGGUUUUUUAUAAAUAACAGGCAUAGUUAACAUUCUGUACAUACAUAUAUUUUGUUACCUUUGUGGGUAUUUCCGUAAUACAAAUAGCUAGAAGUGUAUUUAUUGGAUCAGGGAAUGCACAUUUGACAUUUUUGAAAAAUCAAAAAGAUUAUACCAGUUUACAACUCCAUUCAGUAGUAAGAAUGACUGUAUGCCUACACUCUUACCAAUGCUGUGUCCUUAAAAUUUUUUGCCUGAUAGGCAAAUGUGGUUUUUAUUUGUUUUAUUUCUUUUCUUUGAUUAACAAGGAGGAACAUCUUUUCAUAUGUUUACUGGGCAUUUUUUUUUUCCUAUUGUGAAUUGCUUUUGCCCAUUUUUUUUUUAAUUAUGAAGGUAUAAAUGACUACCUUCUCAUUAUACAAAACUUAAAAGAUACACAAGUAUAAGAGCAAAGAGACUAUUUUUUUCAGGGCUUCCAGUCAAAUUCCACUUUCAAUAGUUCAAUAUACAUCCUUCUAAUACCCCUUUCUAUAAAUUUCCAUGUGACCAUUCAUAAACACUAGGAUCAUACAUCUGAAAUUCAUUUUUUUAUCUCAGAAAUGACACUGAGGUCUUUAAAUUUCUUUUACAGUUAAAUGGGAUUAAAACUAUGAAAAUACCAUUAUUUAACUAUUUUCUCCUUUUUUCUUCUGCUAUUACAUUGCCAAAGUAAACAUUCAGAUCUUUGUGGAUGUGUUGAAUAAUUCCUUAGGUUGGAGUCCUGUAAGGUAGAUGGUUGGGUUUAAAAGUUUGCGGUCUUACAGGCCCACCUUAGCCUUCCAAAAGGUCUUCAUGAAAACUAAUAUAUUUUCACCAACUGUAUGGAAAGUGCUCCUUUCCCCACAUAGCCUUACCUAUACUUGAUAGUCUUUAAAUGUUGGGCAAAAAAGAAAAAAGAAAGCCCUUUAUUUUGCAUUUCCCUGAUAAAUAGUGAAGUUGGAAUUAUUUUUGUGGUUAUCAGUCAUCUAUAGUUAUACCAUGGAUUGUUCGUUUCUUUUACCUGCUUUCCUAUUGCGUUGUGUGCAUUUGUUUUUAUUUGUUCAUCUUUUUUCCCAUCCUCUAAUAACAACCCUUAUUUAUUGCGGUGAACCCAUUCCCUUGUGGCUUAGGUGAGCACGUGUCCUGGCCUCCUCAGUCCCACAGCUCCCUAGCAGCAGCUGUUAAAAAAUGCUUGUGUAAUUUAAGCCAGGCUAAAGAGAGCCCUCAACAGAACUGCUAAAACUACUGGAAGAAGGCUUCACAGAGAUCUUAGGAACCAAGAACCACUCGAGCCUGAAUUUGUACUAUGUGGAGAAAGCCUAUCUGAGGAGAAACUUGGAGGCCAACUAAAAUGGAAAGAGAACUACUAAGUUCUGAUGUCAUUUUUCUGGAGGCCCUAGAUCCAGCUGUGCCUAAAGCCCUGCCCUACCUCCGGACUUUUUGUGAGCCAAUAAAGUCCCUUUCUUGUUUAAGAUAA
Messenger RNA from Ictidomys tridecemlineatus (thirteen-lined ground squirrel), 6266 nucleotides. It is a transcript of the gene Znf24, whose product is annotated as zinc finger protein 24. NCBI's taxonomy places the organism in Eukaryota, Metazoa, Chordata, Mammalia, Rodentia, Sciuridae. The record is from RefSeq and is a predicted model, not a curated record. Gene Ontology annotation, biological process: regulation of transcription by RNA polymerase II. Gene Ontology annotation, molecular function: DNA-binding transcription factor activity, RNA polymerase II-specific; RNA polymerase II cis-regulatory region sequence-specific DNA binding.